AUGAGAAGACGGAGAAGUCGGAGAAGACAGUGAAUGGCGAGGACAAAGGCGAUUCCGGCGUAGAGACUCAGAACAGCGAGGGCAACGCUGACGAGGAGUGCGACCCGCUUGGCCCCAACUGCUACUACGACAAGUCCAAGUCGUUCUUCGACAACAUCUCGUGUGACGACAGCAGGAAAGCAAACGACAAGUCUGGAGGCUCCGUGUUCCCGCGGGAGCGGAGGCAGACUUGGGCGGAGGAGAGGCGGAUGAAUGCUGAAACUUUUGGUAUCCCUCUGCGUCGCGGUCGUGGAGGUUACCGUGGACGUGGCGGCAUGGGUUUCCGCGGAGGUCGGGGGCGUCCGGUGAGCCGAGGGUCCUUCGGGCCCCCGCAGGGAGGCGGCGGCUUCAGAGGAGGAUACAGAGGAAACCAGGCGGGCCGGGAAUUUGCCGACUUGUCAGCGUACAGGAAGGACAACAAAGUGUCUGCGUAGUCUCUGUGGUCGAAGUUUCUACUCUGAGGUGGAACACUUAGUUUCUGUCGGCUAAAUAAUGAAGAUUGUCUACUAGUUGUAUAUUUGUCACCAGCACUGGGGUCGACUGCUCCAACGCAACUUAACUCUCUGAAUCUUUCAAAGGUGAACACGACUACGAUGCAGUUUAUCACAGAAACCAUUCAAACACAAACUCCAGAUCUUUUCAAAAAUGUCCUGAAAUUAUAAUAUUCACGUUUCAGUUGAUGGUUUUGUUUUGGAUGAAUUUUCUGCCCCUGAACCUGUAUUUGAUCAUCUGUUGUCGGGUGUGGUCACAUGACUUUCUGUGACGCUCACUGAUGUAGCUUUAUUCUGUAAUUCUGUGAGUCGAGCACCAGGUCUCAGCUUUCUAAUGUGUUUUUCUACCGUGUCCCUCACGUCACGUCUACUCGUCGCCGUGCUCGUGACUCUGGUCUAAAAUCUUUUCACCCUUCACCUGCGUUUUGGUUUUUCUUUCUCUGUCGAUCAUAAGAUGUUGACUUCCGUGUUUGACACCAGUGACGACCUGAAAGUAAAAUAAUCUGUAAUUUUCAUAAUCGGUCAAUCGUUAAUAAAUGAGUUUCACAUGUGA
Molecule: messenger RNA, 1083 nt
Organism: Paralichthys olivaceus (Japanese flounder)
Lineage: Eukaryota; Metazoa; Chordata; Actinopteri; Pleuronectiformes; Paralichthyidae
Source: RefSeq, a predicted model, not a curated record